CUCAGACGCUAACGAGGGAUGGAGUGACGACCCUGAGCGCCUCACAGCCCGACAGACGGACGCACCAGCGAAAGACGCUCCUGACAAGGCACUCUGUGGGUGUUGAAAGGAUGUGGCGUGAGGAGCUGCGCAGUCGUCAGUUCUGGAAGGCCAUGAUGGCGGAGCUGCUCGGCACGCUGGUGCUGGUGAGCGCUGUCUUGGGUGCAUCUGUGCCGGGUCCUGGACAGUCCCCUGUGGGACCCCUGUACCCGGCUGUGGCUCUCGGUGUGGUGAUCGUUGCACUGGGACACUGUUUUGGGGAAAUAAGCGGCGCGCAGGUGAACCCUGCAGUCACUCUGGCCCUGCUGGCCACACGGCGGCUGGAUGUCCUCAGAGCCGUCGUCUACAUCACAGCCCAAUGUUUGGGGGCUUGUUUGGGGGCCGGGGCCCUCUACCUGGCCCUCCCCCUAAAAAGCACCGCGGACUCUUUUGUCAACAAGGUACCGAUUGAGUUGAAUGCAGCUCAGGCGCUCGGCAUUGAGGUCUUAUGCACCUUCCAGUUGGUCUUCACUGUCUUCUCAGUGGAGGACCAGCGACGAAGGGAAAGCUCAGAGCCAGGAAAUCUGGCUAUUGGACUGGCACACACUGCUGGAGUGAUGAUAGGGGCCCGGUUCUCUGGUGCCAGUAUGAACCCUGCACGAUCUCUGGGCCCUGCCAUUAUCACAGGAUUCUGGGAGAACCACUGGGUGUACUGGAUCGGACCAGUGCUGGGAGCGAUGCUGGCCGGUGUGUCUCAUGAGUUUUUCUUUGCACAAAGUGCCCCCCGCCAGAAGCUGGUGGCAUGUCUGACCUGUAAGGACAUCGAGAUUGUGGAGACGGCCAGCAUGACCGGCUCAUCUUUAUCCACAGUCACCCAGAACGCCACCAGAGCCAAGCAGGCCCACAAACAAGACAACAACUGAGCUCCCGACUGAUGCAGCUUCAAUGUGUCGCGCUAGUGAAGGUUUAGACAACAUUGUGCGACUGUCCAUAUUUGCAUAUGGUUAGAACAACAUGUUGCGGCCUCAUUGAACAACAAUCCCACGCACGCUUUGUUGUGUUUUGUAGCAUCCUGAAGCUUUGAAAUGCUAAAGAGCCUCAACGACGCUCUUAUUAGCAUUUGUGUCUUCUCUGAAGUCUUUUGUUCACAAUCAAAUAGAGCAGACCACUAAUGGCUGCACAUUCACUGAACAUAAGCACUAUGUAGUUGAUGAUAUAUUUGCAGUUUAUGAGUAAAUAUAUAUACAUAUAUAUAUUAGGGGUGUGGGAAAAAAUCGAUUCGAAUUCAAAUCGCGAUUCUCACGUUGUCCAAUUCAGAAUCCAUUCUCUUUUUUUUUUAAAUUCUUUAAAAAAAAAAAAAAAUCAAUCCAACAAAACAAUACACAGCAAUACCAUAACAAUGCAAUCCAAUUCCAAAACCAAACCCGACCCAGCAACACUCAGAACUGCAAUAAACAGAGCAAUUGAGUGGAGACACAAACACGACACAGAACAAACCAAAAGUAGUGAAACAAAAAUGAAUAUUAUCAACAACAGUAUCAAUAUUUGUUACAAUUUCAACAUAGCAGUGAUUAAAAAUCCCUCAUUGACAUUAUCAUUAGACAUUUGUAUACAAAAAAAAGAACAAUAGUGUCACAGUGGCUUACACUUGCAUCCCAUCUCAUAAGCUUGACAACACACUGUGUCCAAUAUUUUCACUAAGAUAAAAUAAGUCAUAUUUUUGGUUCAUUUAAUAGU
This is a messenger RNA of Nerophis lumbriciformis (worm pipefish), 1755 nucleotides long. RefSeq names its product aquaporin-4. The record is from RefSeq and is a predicted model, not a curated record. Gene Ontology annotation, molecular function: water channel activity. Gene Ontology annotation, cellular component: plasma membrane. Gene Ontology annotation, biological process: transmembrane transport; water transport. Lineage: Eukaryota; Metazoa; Chordata; Actinopteri; Syngnathiformes; Syngnathidae.